Erinaceus europaeus (western European hedgehog) is the source of this 926-nucleotide messenger RNA. RefSeq lists its product as uncharacterized. NCBI's taxonomy places the organism in Eukaryota, Metazoa, Chordata, Mammalia, Eulipotyphla, Erinaceidae. Bases 149 to 883 code for a protein of 244 amino acids. The record is from RefSeq and is a predicted model, not a curated record. The transcript is spliced from 9 exons.
GCUGCUCAGCUGGGGCCUGAGGUGUGCUGGGGUGAGAGUUUCCUAGAUACUGGUGUGGUUGGAGAACAGCCUGCAGAUCCGCCAGCUGAUUGAGGGUGACGGAGUUGACUGAAAAUGGUGUUUGGGCUCUGCUGCCCGAGAGAGAGGUAUGGUUUCCGUGCGUCCUGAUGCCACACAACAAAUGACCAGGCAGGGGACACCCCCUACCCAAACAUACAUACACACUUUGACUCAAGAGAAAGGAAAAGAUGCCCUGUAUGCCCUGACCCUGCCCUGCACGUCCCUGCACCUGGUCCAGAUCUUCAUUUUUGCAGGAGUGGCAUACUGCUAUUUUCUGGCCUCUGUGGAGGAAACCUCCCCUCCCCAUGAGACUGCUGGGGACUUGUCAGAGACCACGGGGGAGAGCUUAAGGCCAGUGUGGGGGCCAGUGGGUAAGUGCUACCCUGUGGCAACUCAGCGUCGCAGGAUCAGGACUGGGACGACACAAGCCUCUGAGGCCAUGACCCCUGGAGCAAUGGGGGGACUGAAUAGUGCUGCCCUGAAGGAGGAGACCACCGUCUUGCCCCAGGAUGAUGGGGAGGGGCCAUCCCUGGGGCAGGAAGCAGAGGGCGCCCCUCCUGCUGGGAAGGCAAUGGCUGCCAAGAAGAAGGUGGCGGGGAGCCCAGGCUGGAAGGCUAUGAAGACAAGAACGUCAACCAGAACAUCCCCAGUUCAGGGAAGCAAAAAGGGCCAAAGAGAGAUUGCUGUGUACUCCCCAGACACCUCAGAGGAGGAGGAACACAGAGAGGACAAGACCAGAGGCUUGGCCUACCAGAUCCUGAGGAAGCUCUGGCCAGGCUGGCUUCCUGACUCAGACAUUCUCAAGACUCAGGACCACGAGUGACAUUGGAGUGACGAUGGAUCCAAUAAACUCACCAGAUGCUGCU